Nipponia nippon (crested ibis) is the source of this 786-nucleotide messenger RNA. The record is from RefSeq and is a predicted model, not a curated record. NCBI's taxonomy places the organism in Eukaryota, Metazoa, Chordata, Aves, Pelecaniformes, Threskiornithidae.
AUGGCUGCCAUUGGGGUCCCGCAGCGAGACUUCCCCUGCCCGCUGGCGGAGGGCAGGCAGGGCGGCCCUGCCGGCACGGCACCCCAGCAGCAUGACCCCCUGGCAGUUUGUCUCUGCCCCUGCCAGGAUGCGCCAACCUCGGAGGAGCUGGAGCAGUUCGCCAAGGACCUCAAGCACAAGCGCAUCAUGCUGGGCUUCACCCAGGCUGACGUGGGGCUGGCUCUGGGCACCCUCUACGGGAAGAUGUUCAGCCAGACGACCAUCUGCCGCUUCGAAGCGCUCCAGCUCAGCUUCAAGAACAUGUGCAAGCUGAAGCCGCUGCUGCAGCGUUGGCUCAACGAGGCGGAGAACACGGACAACAUGCAGGAGAUGUGCAAUGCGGAGCAAGUGUUGGCCCAAGCCCGGAAGAGAAAACGCAGGACCAGCAUCGAGACCAACGUGAAGGGGACGCUGGAGAGCUUCUUCCGCAAGUGCGUGAAGCCCAGUCCCCAGGAGAUCUCCCAGAUCGCGGAGGACCUCAACCUGGACAAAGAUGUGGUCCGGGUCUGGUUCUGCAACCGGCGUCAGAAAGGCAAACGGCUGCUGCUGCCCUUCGGCAACGAGGCGGAGGGGGUGAUGUACGACAUGAACCAGUCCCUGGUGCCCACCGGCCUGCCCAUCCCGGUGACGUCCCAGGGCUACAGCCUGGCGCCCUCCCCUCCCGUCUACAUGCCGCCCUUCCACAAAGCCGAGAUGUUCCCUCAAGCGCUGCAACCUGGGCUCUCCAUGAGCAACAGCAGCCACUGA